UAAGUCACUUAUCCACGAACAUUCCAGUGACACAUGUCGAGUGGAGGGGAAAGGAAACACAAAAAGACACAGAUGAUCUCCGUGUUCAAGAAAGACGGACGUUGACGUGUUACUAUGCCCCCUUUUGGCUGCUCCGGCUUGUCGUCAUUAUUAUUGUUAUUAUCAUCGCCAUCAUCAUCAUUUCCCACAUUUUUCACCAAACCAUUCAUCGCUAACUUGACUGGGAUCUUCUACAGUUCUCUCACCACCUCCAAACUCGCCCAGCUCCAGGGAGAUCGCUUCCGGUUCACACCGAUCAAGACCACUCGCGACAUCCCUCGUGUUUGGGAUCGCCAACCCUCGACUCCAUUUCUGUCGCGUCCCCGGUCGCGCAAGGUGUGGAAGCGCUUUCGCUCUUCGUUUAACAGUAUGAAGUCGCUGCAACGGUUGAUCGCGACCGGGCAGGAGUGCGUCAAGGAAGACUUCUACUUCACCGAGAUCAACACCUCGCGAAAUGCGACCAGUAUGCGUGGCGUAAAACGACGCUGCUUGUCACAGGACGACUCCGAUGAGACGACAUCGCGUGGUCGGUCAUUCCUGGAAACGCAGUGGGAGUCUAAUCUUAUUACCGGGCGCCGACGCAAGAUCCCGACAAAGUACGGUCUCGUGGACGAGUCCGAGCCUAUGACCGUCGAGACGUUGCAGCCCGAAGAGGCGCAGGGUCAAAACAAUGAGGAUGAGAUCGCGUCGGAUACGUCCACGUCGGUCGCGCAAAACUCCGUGGAACAGGACGAAUCCCGGACAGCCAUCGCGUUGGCGCCGCCUUUAGCCUAUCCCCGCGUGCUACAUGGCCAAUCCAGCGCUGCCCCGAGUGAGACCGACGAAACCGUCGCGAAUAUAAAGGAGACGGCAGAUUUCGACUCGCCCCAGAUUAAUCUACCCAGUUCCCGGCUUGGGGACGAAAGCGAUCUCCCGGCUUCGAUUGCAACUGCGACCGCGACCGCGAUAACUACGACUGAGGCUGAGGAUGCAACGCUGGAUGCGACUAUGACCGUUGAUCGACAGUCUCAUUCUCUGGAGGAACACCCGAGCACCGACGAGACCGUUGCAGCGGACGGCACUCCUCCUGCAGCUGCAGCUGCUCCUGCGCCCACAACCGCUCCGGUGCAGGAACUCACUGCCGAACAAGAGUCGACCCUGGUUCGGUCGGCACUACGAAGCUCAUUGGAUGGGGAGGACGCCGCGCUGAUAAACAACUUCCUUACCAAGGCGAAGGCCAAACGCGACGCCAAAGCGGCCGCUCCAGUCACGCCGGAAAUCGAGGAAGGCCAGACUUCGCCCCCGCUGGAGAUCGAAGUCACCGAAAUGCCUACGCCACCUUCUCGUCGGGCCUUGGAGGAUCUCGACACCAAUUCGCCCUCCCCUCAGAAGUCUCAGCCCUCGCCGAUCAAAGGCUUUGUGAAUAACGUCAACAAGAAAGAUGAGCAGCCUCCCUCCAGUCCCCGUCGAAGCGCCCGCAACAGCACGCCCAAGCCUUCUUCGCGCCGGACGCCCGGUGUUAUUCAGAACACACUUUCGCUCCGGCGCUCCAACGGGACCGAAUUUGUCUUCCUGCAACGAUCGGAGGCUCAGGAGUUGGCGUUGGCGACGCGACGAAACACGCGAAAGAACAAAGGAGAAUCGGUACCUCCAAAGUUCACGCUGCAGAAGUUGGCGCAGACAUCAUCCGACUCCGACAGGGUCGUGACCGAUAACGACGAGUCUGCGCAUAAGCCUGGUCGACCGGCAGCCGGGAAGAAGCGAGUCUCGUGGAGCGAGCACCUGGUCGAAUAUGAGGGGGAACAGAAUGGAGGCACGAGACCCGGCGAUGACGUUGGUGGCCGGGGAGACAGGUCGCCGAGUCGCAGGUCCGAGAAAGGAAAGGCGAACAGUCGGCGCGUCACUCGCUCGCAGGGCUCCCCCGAGAGUGGUGGUGACGGAACUUCCACUACUGCACCCGCUACUGCAACUCCUCGUACGCGGCGGGUCCGACGCCUGGGAACAAGCAAAUCAUCGGCCACGGCCGCAGUCGCGUCUCUUGAAUCGAGUCCGUCGUCGCUAUCACCCAGUCCGGAGAAGCGGAAAAAGCUGACUCCGCGGUCGCCUAGCACAACGUUGCUGGGGUCGUCGACGUCGAAGGUGAGCAGCACCAGUCGAUCCUCGGGAAGUGGCAGCACUGGCAAAAGUGCCAGUAUCUUCCAGACACAUGCAGGCUCAACGCCGAUGCCUAGAAGAGUCCGAUCGGCGCGGUUGGUGUCGUGAGCCGCUCGAUGAAUUCUCUGUGUGAUGGCUGGUCCAUCCAUUGUGUUUGUCUGCCGUGAUGAUGCUAUUUUCCCGCUGGACGGGGGUUGGAAAAGGGGGAUGCUGUACAUAGUCAUAAUAUCAGGGACUUGGAAAGAUCGUCGGGCCUGACGAAUUCGGGAUAUCGGCGGCGUUCAGGGCAGGGUUAGUUAAGGCUCGGAGUUGGGAUAUCUCGCCAUGGGGGCGUGUCAAUCAAUUCUCAUCUUGCUUUUCAUUUGAGUCCAUGAGUCCAAGAAUCCAA
Molecule: messenger RNA, 2560 nt
Organism: Aspergillus steynii IBT 23096
Lineage: Eukaryota; Fungi; Ascomycota; Eurotiomycetes; Eurotiales; Aspergillaceae
Exons: 2
Coding region: 115-2280 (721 amino acids)
Source: RefSeq, a predicted model, not a curated record